This is a messenger RNA of Oryzias latipes (Japanese medaka), 6078 nucleotides long. Its product is annotated as E3 SUMO-protein ligase ZBED1. Gene Ontology annotation, molecular function: protein dimerization activity; DNA binding. The record is from RefSeq and is a predicted model, not a curated record. Gene Ontology annotation, cellular component: nucleus. NCBI's taxonomy places the organism in Eukaryota, Metazoa, Chordata, Actinopteri, Beloniformes, Adrianichthyidae. Gene Ontology annotation, biological process: regulation of transcription by RNA polymerase II.
ACUAUGGAGAACAAUUUAAUAAUCAAUUCCUUCUGUCUGGUUAAUAACAUUUAAGUUCAACAUCCAUCUCUGUUAAUGUUUAAUCAGUUUAUCCUGAACCUUCCAAUUGAUUCAUACGGUCUUUGUUCAUUAAAGAACGGUUUAAGACAGUUGUACACAAAAGUUAGAAUCCAAGUGUCCAGCACCAGUUUAUUCAUGCAAGGGACAAGCACAUUUUGGUUUUUAAGAAAAUAACCAUUCUUUUUGUGAGGUCAAUACAGAAACAUUUUUUUUUUUUUUUUUUAUGUAAACAGUUUUUGGGAGGAACUUUUUUUUUUUUUUUUUGGAGCUGGUUAACGGUCCCUUUACUUAUAUAAUUACAAAAACACAUAGUGUAUUAUUUGGAGUUGGUUCCGGGAAUAAAUUAUUUAAUUUGGCAAUUGAUGUUUUAUUAAUAUCUGGGAUUUUUUUCAAUGUAUCAAACCACAAUGUAACACAUCAUCAUCAUCAUCAUCAGCCUGUCACGCCACUGCUGGCGGGUGGCCUGCACAUCUUACUCCACUCAUCACGGUUUUGGGCACUUUGGGUCCACGUGCUGCCAAAAAUGCAAGAAAACUGUCCAGUUUCAUUGAAGAUAACGAGUUGUAUGAAAAUCCCUAGUUUUGUAUCAUUUGUUUGAUUGUGAUUUUGUUUGUACUGUUCAUUUCAAUUUUGUGUUAUUUUUAAUUUAAUAUUUUUUUCCUCAUUAUUUCUGCCUUACUGUUCUGCUCAUAGGGUGGUGAGUGUAAUAAUUUUGAAGAUAUGAAAAAAAAAUCUCUGGUUAUUGUCGGUCGACACAAGAAGACGUACAGGGCAUAGAAUUAGAACACAUAGAUGGGGUGCCAUCGUGUCUAUUUAUCUUUUAUUUGACGAGUUUUUGGAAAUAUUUUUGACAUCAUUUUACUUAAUAAAUUGUCAGGCAGUUCUAAACUGCACAUGCAAGAGAUGAUGUCUAAUUUUAUGCAGAAGUGGCGCAGCCUUCCAGUGUUUCCGAUCUAUGCGCUGCAGCUCUGCGGAAUCUGCAGCCGGGGUCUGCAGGGAGAAAGCCGCACAAAACAUGGAUCUGAUCAGCAAGCCGCGAGGAAAGUCCACCGUGUGGAUGUACUUUGGCUUAAAAGCCGACGAGAGGGGGAAGCCUAUGAACACCGACAGGGCCGUGUGCCGUCUAUGCAGAAAAGUCGUGAUUUCUAAAGGAAACACCACAAAUUUAAGAAGUCAUUUGAGACGUCGACAUCCUGCGGAGUUUAUUGAAAUCACAAACUUGGCGACCACCAGGGCUUUUGCGGAAGGCCAGGGUGUGGACAUCAACCACGAUGAGCUCACAGAGGACGCUGCAAUACUCCAAAACCAUUCAAACUCCAGUUACGUCCCGGACGCCGUGAUCCCACCAGGCGAGCCGUGGCUCCACGGCGGACCCUGCAGGGCUGUGCUGUCCCUGCCAUCCUGUCUGUGCGUGUACCAGGACGGCGGCCCUGGAAUGUCCAGUCCGGGGUUUCCUGGAGAGGGUCGAGGGGAGAUGAAGGUGUACGCCAAGUGUCAACUUCAGCAGGGCGUCAUGUUCGGCCCAUAUGUGGGAGAAGUGUGCAAAGGACAAAUGCCAAACAACCUCAAAUAUGCUUGGGCUGUCAGAGAUGAUUCUGGAUUCUCCUACGUGGAUGCUGUGGAUGAAAACAAGUCCAACUGGAUGAGAUACGUGACGUAUACAAGCAGCGAGGAGGAACACAACCUGGUGGUGUUCCAGUUCUACCGCCACAUCUACUACAGGGUUUCCCAGCCUAUCUCAGAGGGGACUGAGCUCAAGGUCUGGAUUGGCAGGGAUUACGCCUCCCUUUUGGGUCUGGGGAUGGGUGACAACGUCAAAUGUGAAAUCGGAGACAAAGAGGCGGCUCUGCGCCUCCUGCAGGACAUUCAGCUGGUCACCCUGCCUGAGCUGAGCAGCACCUCCCUCUGGUCAGACAGCAGCCAAUCACAGAGCCCCAUGCCGGUCAUCAGCGAUGUGACGACCGUGUCAAACCCAGAGGCAGCGGGGGAUCCAGGCAUGAUGUCCACCUCUUCCUUCUCCUCCACCUCCCAGAACUCCUUGAUCUCCCAGUGUUCUUUCCUCACGGAAAAGUACGACUUCCUGCCAGGAACGGAGAAGCUGUUGAGCAACCCAAACGCACCCCUGAACAGCCCGUGGCAUUUCUUCGGGCUGGAGCCGGACCCCACCGGCAGGCCUCUGGACCGCAGCACGGCCGUGUGCAAGCUGUGCAUGGAGCACGUGAGCUGCGGAGGAUCGCUGGAUCUCCAGAACCACCUGACCAGCAAGCAUCACAUCAAACUCCGCGACAUGGUGAAGGACCGCAGUCUGGCAGCAGCCGUUCCUCUGCGCCCUCUACCAGCGGUCGGCCAGACGGUUUCUUCCCAAGUGGUCAACGCCAUCGUCAACUUUCUCAUCACGGACCUCCAGCCGGCGUCUGUGGUGGAAGGCAGCGGCUUCAGGCAGCUGCUGCACACCCUCCUGCCCGCCCACAGGGAGCUGCCCAAGCCCUGGCUGCUGGAGGGCGUCAUGAGGGACCAGCACAUCCGCGGCAGGGUGAGCCUGGCUCAGCUGCUGAGGCAGAAGACCGGCGGCGCCGAGAGAGACGAGGUGAGCGACCACACCGCUCCGCUGGAAUGCGAGCCCUGGAAGUGUCAGAGGCCCUCCACCAAUCAGAGGGAAGCUCCGCCGUUUGUGACUCUGAGCGGGGAGUUGUGGCUGCACAGCUGGCAGGGGAACCCGGAGCGCUACCUCACCCUCUGGGCUCACUGCAUCGACGAGAACUUCAGCUUUCACAACCAGGCGCUGGCGACCCGAAAGCUGACCAGCAGCGGGGAAAACUACUUCGAAGCCCUGGAGGCGCAGGUGAAGGCGAUGACGGAGGAGUGGGGGGGCUUUCGGCCAAAUUUCAUCGUGCUGGGAGUGGAGGGGACGAGCAGGAUGGGGAUGGACCCCGCGACGAGCGAGAAGAGCGCAGAGGCCACAGGAAGCUGUGCUCACCCAAACUCAACGACUUUCUUAGAGCGGGAGGAUUCCGCGUCCCCCGAGGAGGUGCGCGCCUCGGAGCCGGGGGAGUUUGGCGAGGGCUUUCCGUUGGUGCCGUGCUUCUUUAGCUCUGUGCAGGCCGGCAUUGAGGAGCUGAUGGCGCACCCCGUCAUCCGCAAAACUCUCAGCCAGUUCCAGGAUCACCUGAGCGAGCUGUUCCUGCCGCCCACCCAGAGCAAAGGCUCCCUGCUCGUCCACGCCCACAAGCUCCUGAAAAGCCUCCCCAAGGAGGAGCAGGCGCAGCUCACCUCCUGGGCUCACUGCCGGCCGGCCUGGAAGGACCUGUACCCUCUGCUGAGCACGCUGGUCAAACACAAAAGCCUCAUCUCGGACGUGUUAAAGGAGGUCAAAGGCGAGCGUUCGGCCGCAGAGUCUGCUCUCGGCGGCUGCCCCCCGAGCUCAACCGCCGCCCCGCAGGCUCUGCGCUCCGAAUGGAAGGUGUUGGAGGAUCUGUGUCUGGUGCUCAAACCGCUGGACGUCGCCUGUCAGACUCUGGCCAAGGAGGCCUUCCCCCGCCUGUCCCUCAUCAAACCCAUCCUUACCGGCCUGCUGUCGCGCCACUUCGUGGCCCGGCCGGGAGACUCCUCCUCCAUCCUCAAGGAGGUGAAGCGGUUGAUGAGGAGGAAGCUGACGAGCUGCUACAGCAGCCCCGCUGUCAACAGGGUCUUGUGCGUGGCGUGUUCCCUGGACCCGCAGUUCCGUGAGCUGGGCUUCAUGGAAGAGAAGGAGCAGGCCGCCACCUUCAACUGGCUGAAGAACGAGGCUGUGAGGAUCACCAAGGAGAACUCCUUAAAGAAACCGAGCAAGACGGAGGAGCGGCUGAAGAGGAGCGUCUCCCCCGAGUCACCGGAGUCCGAAAACGACUUACGGAGGAGCAAGCGCCUCAAAGAGUGCCCCCCGAUCAACUUCAAAGAGAUGGGAGGUGAAGAGAGCGACCCCGGAGAGGCGGAGGAGAGCGAGGAGCCAGACCCCGCUUUUCAGCCGGGGCUGUCUGGGAUGGAGUUCCUGCUAGGAGACCUGUUCUGCUCCGCUUCCAAGAACCGGGAGAGUUCUGCGGAGGAGUCGGUCGACAUGGAGAUAUCGGUCUUCAGGGCCGACAAGGGGGCCUCUCUGGGGAUGGAGCCCCUGCAGUGGUGGAGGACCAAGGCGGUGCAGUUUCCUCUCCUGGCGUCAGUGGCUCGUGCCUACCUGGCCGCCCCCGCAGUGGCGGGGAACGCCGCGCAGGAAUUCAUACAGGACGGAACGACGAACAGGAGGAGAUCGAACAUUCCACCCGAAAGUUUGGACACCAUGCUCUUCCUGCACCACAACCACAUCUCUGUCACCGACGGCGGGCCGGCAGCAGCCAGCGACCGGGGCUGACGGGCUUUCAGCCCGACUUUGACCACAAAACACGCGAUCGGCCGGGCAGCAGCGGGUGGAGAAGAAGCGGCGAAUCACAAUCACUAAAGCUUUCUCCCUCCACUCACUCUGCUGCUCGCCAACGCAAACAUUUGAGCGUGCGGUCACGUGACGGCAGCUUCAUGCACGGGUCACACAGAUUAGAGCAGACUGAGAAAUUUAAAAGGAGAUAUAUCAGGGCUGCACAAUAUGAGGAAAACUCGCGAUUUGCAAUAUCAGUGAUCAAUAUUGCGAUGAUGAUAUAACUUGAGAUACAUGAACAAAUGGCAAAACAACCAAAAACAUCAUUUCCAUUUCACUGCAACAGUCUAAUUUAAAUGAGAAAAUCCCUAAAAUUACACUCCAGACGUCCUUCGUCUACAUAGGAGGUGAGCGUCUAAUAUUAAAGGGCUCAAUCUGAUUGGUCAAUGCGUAAAUGGAUUUAUUUGAUUCCACAAAUAAUUCAAGGUGCCGUAAGAUCGUUUUAGCACAUUUAAGGAAACCAUUAAUCGCAAUUUUCGCCGUCUUUUGCAAUGUGCGUAUUGUGCAGGCCCGGUAUAUUUAAUAAAUUGUCAUCUAAAACAGUCAAAUCCAGUUCAAAGUCCCAGAGGUCCAUCUACGGUAAUCCUUAAGCCUCAUCCACCCUUAAACCCAGUCGUGGAGGAGGAAACGGCUUCGUUGCAGCUGGUAGGAACACAAAAGGGGGACGUUUCGCAUCAACCUGGGGCACACGCAUAAAUCAGCUGGAGAGCUGCGUUAUCUUUAUCCAUCCAGGCAUUUAGUUUCUCUACGCAGCUUCCUGGCUGUUCGCGGCCACCCGUCUCACCAGGCUUCCGCACGCACCUCAGCCUCAGGGGAUGUGAUUCCAAGUCCCCGCCCCCUAAACCUUCUCAGAGGUCCAUUUAAAGACUUUUCUGGUCAUCUUUUGUGGUGGUAAGGAGUUCUGUCCAAUCAGGUGUAAGGCUGUUAUCCAAACACAAAGCAUGUAAGACGAACAAGUUAGCGCAACAAAGUGAGGAUCAUCAGCAUAGGAUCGUUGCAACACGCCUGGUCCGCCUCUGACGCGCGUACAACUGCGCACACGGCUGAGUUUUUGCAGCGCUGAAGUCCUGCAAUCGCCUGCAGACCGUGUUGCUCUAAAACAAAAAUGGAUCCAGCUCGUACCCAGUUUCCUUUGAACCUCUACAGAACAUCCAGAGGAUGUCGACAUCCCAGAAUGCUCAGAGUUGCCGUCACGUGAUUGGCUAUUUAAAUAUUUGCACCUAUAAGCAUAGCUGAUCAAGUUUAGACCCCUUCCAAGAGUUGAACUGACUGAAAACAUUGAUAACGUGAAGUGUAUUGUUGUUGUCGUUGGUGUAUUCAAUGUGUUUUUCUAGAGUCUUAGGAGGACGUCUGCGUGCGUUUGACUUUUUAACUACUGAUGGAGUCUGUUCUGUUAAUUACCUCGUAACUCUUAGUGCCUUACCUUGUUUCCCAUUUGAUUAUGCUUUUAACUAAACUAUCAAAGACAUUAAAACCCAAAUUAUGAUGGAGGUUAUGGCCUCUGAAUGAAGGUAUGGUGCACCGUCUCUAGCUGCAUUCUUUUUUUAAAUAAAGCAAGAUAUGAGUUAAAACCA